This is a messenger RNA of Botrytis deweyae, 1314 nucleotides long. RefSeq lists its product as uncharacterized. Gene Ontology annotation, molecular function: 5S rRNA binding. Gene Ontology annotation, cellular component: nucleolus. NCBI's taxonomy places the organism in Eukaryota, Fungi, Ascomycota, Leotiomycetes, Helotiales, Sclerotiniaceae. The transcript is spliced from 2 exons. Bases 1 to 1314 code for a protein of 437 amino acids. The record is from RefSeq and is a predicted model, not a curated record. Gene Ontology annotation, biological process: rRNA processing; ribosomal large subunit assembly.
AUGCCUGUCCUUAAACCACUUGCGGGCUCUAAAGAUGCUCCUCAACAACACAAUCAAAAGUCAAGGAAAGGAAAGAAAGCUUGGAGAAAGAAUGUCGAUGUUACAGAAGUCCAAGAAGGUUUGGAUGAAGUCAGAGAUGAAUUGAUUGCAGGUGGAGUUAUUGCUGAGAAGGAUUCCGCUGAUCUUUUCACCUUGGAUACUGCUGGAGAUGCUGCGAUACCGAAGAAGUACUUGAAAGCCUCCAAGCCACUCAAAGCCGAUGAAAUCAUUGCUCAACGCUCUGCUGUUCCAGCAGUGUCGAUGAAGAAGCGCCCAGGACAAGGUACUACCGAUGGGAUUAUCGAAUCGAAGCGCCAAAGAACUGGUUAUAUUUCACAUAAAGAGCUUACUCGACUACGCAAAAUUGCCGAUGGACAUCAAGAGAAGACGGUUGAAGUCACGGAAGCUUCAUUCGAUCCUUGGGACGAGCAGAAGGACAUAGAAGAAGCGAAACAAGAUCCCAGAUUCUCAUUUCUCGAGAAGGCAAAAAAGACAACAAUCCCCAGUUCAUGGAAGCAAAAGCCAAUUUCGUUGGCAGCCAGUGGAAAGGAUAUUCCUGCAGUUAAAAAGCCGGAAGGAGGAUACAGUUACAACCCAGUAUUCACAGAUUACGAAGAGAGAUUAACGACUGAAGGAGAGAAGGAACUUGCAGCGGAGAAAAAACGAUUGGCUGCUAUUGAGUUAGAACAGAAAAAGCGAGAAGCAGCGAAUAGAUCUGCGGCCGAGGCAGAAGCUGCGGAAGCGCGAGCAGAUAUGUCAGAGUGGGAAGAAGAUUCUGCUUGGGAAGGUUUUGAGAGUGGCGCAGAAGAUGUUCGUUUGAACGCUAAGAGGCCUGAGAGGAAAACUCAAGCGCAGCGAAAUAGGAUAAAGAGGAGAAAGGAAGAGGAAAGGAAAGCCAAAAUGGCAGCUCAUAACAAAAAGAAAGAAGAACAAGCUGCACAAAUCAAGAAAUUGGCCAAGGCUCUUGCGGAGAAAGAAAAGGCUCGCUCGUUGACGGUGGUGGAAGACGAUAGUAGUGAAGGCGAUGAUAUGGAACUGCGAAGAAGAAAAUUGGGAAAGAUUUCUUUGCCAGAGAGGGACCUCGAGCUCGUCCUACCAGAUGAGCUGCAAGAAUCAUUGAGGUUACUGAAACCCGAGGGUAACUUGUUGAAAGAUAGGUACAGAAAUAUGUUGGUUCGUGGAAAAGUCGAGAGCAGACGUCCUAUUAGCUUCGCAAAGAAGGCAAAGAGAAAGGCUACGGAGAAGUGGACCCACAAGGAUUUCAUGUUACAUUGA